UGAUCAAGAUAUAUCAUUCCAUGAAAUCCUAACAAAAGUUGAACUUAUAUUAUACAUAAAAUACCAACAUUUCCUUGAAAAUGAACUUCGUUUUAACACAACCAUCAACUUCUAUUAGCUUUCAGUCCUUAGCUAUUGGGUCAAGAUUUCAUCCUCGACUAAUUAAUCAAGCAGAUUAUCGUUAUAAUCUUAAAUCUUCAAGACAAGGUCAAAAGAGGCGUACAUUAACUGUUAGCAGCAGUGUUCAACCUGUUCCACCACCCAUCCCCUCUUCAAGUCCCUCCGGAUUACCUGGCAGGAAAGGCUGGAUAGCAGGAGCUCUUUUAGCAUUCUUGCUACCUUUCUUGAAAAACAAAUGGGGACCCUUGAUCAUUUUCAAAAAUGAAUUUGACAAGAGAUUACAGACAGUAGAAGAUGUAGUAGAGACGUUGGAAAAGGUGGCAGAUAGAGUGGAGCAUAUUGCUGAAGAUGUUGCCAAAGAUCUCCCAGAAGGACAAUUCAAAAAGGUUGCCAUGUUGGUAGAUCAAGUUGCUGAGAGAGUGGAAUCAGCUGCCCAUCAAACUGAUGCUGCCAUUGACAAGUUUCAAGAAUUAGAAGGCAAAGUGGAAUCGUACGUUGAGUCGAACAAAAGAAAAACAAGCGUCUUAGUUGAAGUAAAAACAGAAACUACUCCAAGCCAGUUAGUUGAAGAAAACACAGAAACUAGUCCAAGCCAAAAAGUUUAAGUUUUAUACUGGUAUCUUAGCUUGAUUGAUAGUUGACAUAUAUCAGUUACAUAUACUGAUGUGUUAAUGAUCAAACCCAUGCGACACUUCAAUUCUUGUCUAUAUUUUGUAUGCUAAUUAAUCAUGUUCAUUUUUUCCAA
This is a messenger RNA of Beta vulgaris subsp. vulgaris (sugar beet), 865 nucleotides long. RefSeq lists its product as hypothetical. NCBI's taxonomy places the organism in Eukaryota, Viridiplantae, Streptophyta, Magnoliopsida, Caryophyllales, Amaranthaceae. Bases 81 to 725 code for a protein of 214 amino acids. The record is from RefSeq and is a predicted model, not a curated record. The transcript is spliced from 5 exons.